Molecule: messenger RNA, 5788 nt
Organism: Pocillopora meandrina
Lineage: Eukaryota; Metazoa; Cnidaria; Anthozoa; Scleractinia; Pocilloporidae
Source: the annotation of a GenBank genome assembly
AUGGCGGCUGUUAGUGUUCGCUCCUUGCUGAGGUUGGGCGCUAUUGCAGGUCCAAGGGUACUUCUGAAAAGUAUGUAUUCUCGUCAACCUGUUUUAAUAGUGAUAUUCUGAUCUAUUUUAGCCCUCAGUGGUGUUUUUUCUCGUGUCGUCUCGUUUGUGUCACAAAAAUAUUUCGCUGACUUGUUUUUGGUCACCCGGGACAUAAGCCCGAAUUAAACAGUGUUAGUAUUUAUAUAAUCAUCUGUCAUUGAUGCGUGAUUCCAAGCCGUUAAUUUGGUGGAUGAAUUCUAGAAAGGGAUUGUACACGUUUAUGAAUGUAAACAGAUUGGUUUGAAUUCGAUACAGAUUUAUUCACACAAUUUUAAUUUGUCUCUUAUUAUGCAAUUUUCCUAGAUCAAUACAAAUGCUGCGAGCCCUCUGUCGCUGCUGCUAUUUUCACACAGCAGUCACGGAAACUCUCCAGUGAAGUGGCAUUGAAAGGUAGGAAAAUGUACAUUUAUUGUGUUUAGGCCUUGGUCAGAUGCCAUAUCUCACUUGGUUUGGAUGAACUCUAACGUUAUCAACCCUAAUUAAUUAAACUGGCUGAUUUGAUUCAUCACCAAUUUUAAUAAAGAGUUUAACCCCAUAGUAAGUUUGAUGCAACCUCUGUGGAGUAUAGUUUCACAACUGAGCAUAUGAAAUUGUAGCCAAUUUAAGUACAGUAAGUGCAAAUGCUUCACUUAUUAACAACAACUGUUUGGGUUUUGCAUUUGUAAAAGGGCUGCAGUAGUUGGUUACAAUGAGAUUGGUCCCUGCUCUAUAAUUCUUGUCAGCAAAAGUGUUUUUAAUUGGCUGAAUUGUACAAAUCAUGCUCUACUGGUGAUCAACUUUUGAUAUUUAGAACAUGUUGAAUGAUUGACAAUUGUUAAGCAAGUGGGGAGAUAUUAACCUAACUGCUUCAUGCUUCUGCAAUACUGAGGCACAAAGCAGUUAGGUCAAUAUCUACCACUUUCUCUGACACUGAGAUGAAUAAUUGCUUUGGUGUAUAUCUCAUAAAAACCCAACAAAUUUGUUCAUUUUAGUCAAUAUACCUAAAAAUGGUCAGAAAAAUUAAAUUAUUGAUUCAUGAUGUCGUCUCUUCAGCAGCUCAGAGGUGAAUAGUUCUUGCUAAUCACUUCCAAACCAGCCAAUUAGUGCUGGCAAAGAGCACUAUCAACCUGCGUGGUAUAUAUUGAUGAAGAUUAUAAAAUAUCUUCUUUGCAUCCAGGGUGUCUAUUAAUGCAUUAAAAAGUAAGGAUCACAAAAACAAGGAGAUUAGUAGUUCAAAGGGAAUUAUGCUGAUAAUAGUGUUAACAGUAAUGUGCUGCAUAAUUUGGCAUAGCAGCAAGCACAAAAUUGCAGUCUUAGACUGCCAAUAUCUGUUUAGAUUUUUUAUUACACUAAAUACUUCAUUCCCAAAUAUGUCUGUAAUUUUUGACAAUUUUUAAAUUGUCAACAAAGUGUUGUUAAAACAACACUUUGUUGCACAUGUAGAGAGAGUUCCUUUCAGUAAUGUAUAUUGGCUAAGAAAAGGAUAAUUUUCAAGGGAGUUGUACUCACUGGAUGUUUUCAUUUGGAGCUCAGGGGCCUGUUUCUUGAAAGUCCUGGACCCAAAGCUAUAUUUUCAAAUCAAAAUUUUAAGUAUAGAGAAGCAGGUCUGGGACCCUAACCAGUCCAUUUUGUUUCUUUAGCUAAUAGUUUUAUUGUACAAUUUUCAAAACUUUUGAAAACCCAUUAUCAAUGGAAAUUGAACAGCUUUAUGGGUCCGUUAACUUACCAGAAACUUCGAGAAACAGGCCUCAGCACAUUAAAUUAAAGCUUUUGAUGACUUAAGUUGUUUAAUCGCUGUCAUCUUGUUCACUGAACAGAAGAUGCAACAGUAGCUCAGCUGUCAGAGUUUGGACAAUAUGUGGCCAGCAUUCUGCCUAAGUACAUCCAGCAAGUUCAAAUGACACAAACCAAAGAACUAGAAUUACUCAUUGCUCCUGAAGGAAUCAUCCCUGUUCUGACAUUCCUCAAAGACCACACCAAUGCACAAUACAAGUCUCUUGCCGACCAAACAGUUGUGGAUAAAUUAGGAAAGCCUUUUAGAUUUGAGGUACAAUACAAAGUUAACCUUAGAGUUAAGACUUUAUGAGCUAGAAGCUUCUUUUUCCAUUUUACACAGGUUUACUGAAGUUUAAGUAAGUUACAUGUGUAUUUAAAUUUCAUUGUAUCUGAGUUAAAAAAAAUUCAAAGGUACUGUUCCUAUUAGUUUCUUUCUUGUCCAGUUUCACACAUCUUUUGUAAAUCAAGAUGUCUAACAAGUAAGCAGCAUACAUCUUAAACUUAAAGGUGAAUGAUAACUUCACAUGUGAAAACUAUAGGAAGUUCCUAGAGGUUUCAGUGUGUUGUGGUGAAUGUGGAAUUUUUCUGAUUUCUCCAAUUAGGUCUUAUAUUUCCACACCCAUUAAUUUGCACUUGGUCUUUUUUGCGUUUCCAUGCAUGAUUUUUACACCAUUACUUUUGCACUUAAUGUAAAUUACCCCAACCUUUACCUAUCAUGUUUCAUGCCCCUUUUAGCAGUGUUUCUUUUUUUUUUUUUGCCUUCAUGUAAACCUUUUUCCUAGGAGUAUUCCAUGUCUUUUUUAUUCCCUCAGCAUUUGGAAUUUACUUCUUCUUCACAUGCAUAUUAAAGAGUAGUGAAAUUGAUUGAUUGAAGUGGGCCCUGGUGACUUCAAAGUGUAUCUUAAAAACAAGCUUAGUUGUAGUGAUGGAUUUCUCAUUAUAAGAAAUCUUUUAAGUUUAAUCUCCUUUUUGAUCUUGCACAGAUUGUGUACAAUUUGCUGUCCCUGAGAUACAACUCAAGGAUCCGUGUCAAAACUUACACUGAUGAACUAACGGCAAUUGACUCUGCUAACCCUGUGUUUAAGGUGGCAAAUUGGUAUGAAAGAGAGGUAAGUAUAAUUACAUGAAAGUGCUGCGUCAUCAUUGAGCUGAUCAUUGAGCUAAUCCUAUAAUUUAAUAAGGUAUACAUGGUCUAAUACCAAAGCUAAAAGCAGCCAUUCUGCAUUAAUACAUUGGAUCUGCAAAAAGAUAUUCUUUUAUGAACAAGGACAAUUUUAAGUACAAAGUAUUGAUGUAUCUUGUGAAUUGAAACCAAAAGCAAAGUUUCAGGUAGAUCUGUUAUGUUUUGGUCACAGCACAAUUGGAUUUUUUCAAGAGUCUUCCUUUUCUUUCUAAGAAUAAAAUUUAACACUUUUCUUUAUCAGAAGGGUUCCAAACUUGUAAUUGCCUUAUGUCUUUAUGCAUAACAUUCUUGAUGACUUUGAAAAACUUUAGGGCUAAAUGUGUAUCACAAAUGAACAUUUAAAUUCAGGUUUGGUAGUAGUUUUUGUCUUAUGUGAAUCCCAAAUGUUUGAGAUAAAAUUAUUCUAGUAAGGCAUCUGUUCAUUUGUAUCAGCACUGGUAACAGACUCAUCAUGAAAUUCAGACUUUUACAAACUCUUUUUUAUGGCAGAUUUGGGACAUGUAUGGUGUAUUCUUUGCUGAUCAUCCAGACUUACGAAGAAUCUUAACAGACUAUGGAUUUGAAGGACAUCCAUUUAGAAAGGACUUUCCCUUAACUGGCUAUGUGGAGGUAGUGAUAGGCUUUAUUUAUGUACCACAUAGGUUCAUAAUAGUGAGUAAUUUUUGACAAGUGUGUGAAAAUGUUGAAUCAAGGAAAUUUAAACCUCAGACUUUUCCAGUUCACAAAACUGGAUGCUCCUACAGUAAAGCUAAGAUUAAUAUCAUUUGUGACCUACAUGCCUUAUACAAGGUUCUAGGUUAUUAUAUCAGAACUGCUAUCAAGUUCUUCUUGAGGUUGUGGGUAGACACAGCAUACAGCAUACAGCAUGUGAUUGAUUGGCUGGAUGGGGGGGGUAAAUAGGUCCAAGUUUAAAACCUGGCUGAGUCCUUGUGUUGUGUUUGUGGACAAAACACUACUCUCUCUCUAUCUCACAGUGCCUCUCUCCACCCUGGAGUAUAAAUGGGAACUGGCUAACUGUCAGAAAAGCCUGAUAAAAUGCUGGGGGUAACCUUGUGAUGGACAAGCAUCCCAUCCAGGGGAAGAAGAGGUACUGCUAGUCACUUCAUGCUAAGGAAACUGGGAUAAGCUCUAGCUGGGUGAGCCAUGAGGCUCCAGUACAGACUUUACCUAUCCACCCAAGUAGGGUUUACAUGAUAUAUUUUCUAUUUAUAUUUCAGGUGAGGUAUGAUGAUGAACUUAAGCGUGUUGUUUGUGAACCAGUGGAAAUGGCUCAAGAAUUCCGCAGGUUUGACUUCCAGACACCUUGGGAAAAUUUUCCUGCACACAGGGAAGAGAUUGAAGCUGCACAACAAAGUCAACUUCCACAGGGAGACAAGCCAGAGAGAAGUUAAAGAUGAAGGGUCUCUAUACUACUGAUAUGUAAUUUCAGGCUUUGAAAAAAAGUGCAAUUUGCUCUAAUUGGUUUGUAUGUGAACAUGUUAUCCUCCCACUGAGGUUUCUCUGAGUAUGUUUUGUCUGUUAUGGUUAAAAGAAGACAAGAUAACAAUUUAUUGUAAAUAAAUCAGCAAGAACCAAAAUAUGAGUGUGUGGCCAUUACUAAUAGCAUUUAAUUACUUUUAGUUUUGAUUUUGUCGUCAGGUGUAAACCUAAGUGCAGUGCAAAUUUAAAGGUUAACCUUUCACACCCUAACAUCAGUAUGCAUAUUCUCCAAAGUCAACCUUACAUUUUGCAAGGUAUUGACAAGGAGAAUUUGUAUAACAAUCAAGAGGUUCUUCAGUCGGUGAUAAUUUCCUUUAUUCUCAUUACCUUAGCCCUUUACACCCUAAGACUGAUAAGCAUCUAAUUUAUCCAGGAUGUAUCACCACAUAUUAAGGUAAUGAGAAUAAAGAAAAUGAUCACCAACUAAAAAAGCUUGUGAUUGUUAAACAAAUUCUCGUCAUUAGCAACUUAGUAAAUGUAUAGAGAACAGUGUGGAGAAUAUGCAUAAUGAUGUUAGGUGUAAAAGGUUAAAGUGUUAUUCAGGGGUGAUACUGAAGGGAGAAAUUAGAAGGUAGUCAUCCUUAGGGGUUUGAAGGUUAAUGAGUGCAAAUGCUUUGGAAUUUGGAUGAACUUUCAUUUUGUAAUAAACUUUUUUACAGCUGUUCAGUUUGUGAUGGUUAGCUUGCUCAGCUGGUUUGGUUAUUUUGAAGCAUUACAUGGAGGAGUUGAGAGAGAUUAGAGACUGAGAAACUACUAAAUUUUAUAGUUCUGCUUGAGUCGGUUGGCUUUUGGGUGAACUGGAAGAUCUUUUAUUGCACACUCUGUGUAUGAAAGAGGCUGUUUUGUGACUAAACAUCAGGACAUUUCUUGUGAAAAAAUGUAAGUUCCAAUGUUCCCUCUGUGUGGUUUGAGGAGUUACCUCAGAAUUAAACAUUGCAUGCUGCUAUUUCAAAUGUACCCGAGUGUGCAAUUUGAUUUACAAAACUUGUUUUUUAUCCACUUUUUGCACAUGAUCAAAAGUUACCAUGAUGAUACAAAGAGAUUCACAGAAGAAAAUCAAGGGUUUCAAAAUGUUUUGAAGAAGGCGUCAGCCUGUGCAAAAGCAGGUCACAGUAAACAGUUGAGUAAGGGCCAAAAGGUAAUUAUUUUUACCUGAAUAACCAGUGGCAUAUUAUCAAAGAGCUGGCAGAACUCCAGCAGUUGCCAGCUUGUUUUGAAACCCCUGAAAAAGGCAAGUGACUUCUGAUAAAAAGGUGGAUUCUUUUUUUUCAAAUUGUCUUA